AUGAGCAAGCAAAAUCAGCAUCACCAGCAAGCGACAGCGCCAGGUCAAGACAACUCAUCGCCCAACCCCGCUGUCGCCACUGCUAGCUUCGAGACUAAGAGACCAUCAGGAGUCAUGGCAGCAUCCAACGGCAACAGCCCCGACUUGGCUGAGAACGGCAACCCCUCCUCUCGCGGGCCGUCAUCAACGACAUCGGCGGCCGACAACUUGGCCCAGGCCGGCCUGCAGAUCGUGCUGCCAACGGCAACCUUGAGGCUUGAGGCUUCGUUUCUUUUAGCCUUGGCCUUUCCGGCUGGUGUUCUGCAACUCUUCAGCCUUGUCCGCAAAGAACCCUUUGCCCGGUAUCAUCCACUCCGCUGA
Molecule: messenger RNA, 360 nt
Organism: Thermochaetoides thermophila DSM 1495
Lineage: Eukaryota; Fungi; Ascomycota; Sordariomycetes; Sordariales; Chaetomiaceae
Exons: 3
Coding region: 1-360 (119 amino acids)
Source: RefSeq, a predicted model, not a curated record